Sodiomyces alkalinus F11 is the source of this 700-nucleotide messenger RNA. RefSeq lists its product as hypothetical. The annotation marks the transcript as partial. The record is from RefSeq and is a predicted model, not a curated record. The transcript has a single exon. Lineage: Eukaryota; Fungi; Ascomycota; Sordariomycetes; Glomerellales; Plectosphaerellaceae.
UUCCAUCCAUCUUCAUCAGUGGUUCUUGUGUGUAGAUCAAAACGACAUGUUUCCCGUCCCGAUCACCUUGCGAAGUCAUCCAAACUUCUCUUCAUCUGAAGUGCUCUUCUUCUAUCGGCUGUCGAUCCAGUAUCCCCUGCUGCUCAUCCCCGAAUGCCACCCUCCCCAGAAACAUGGGAAGAAAACUGAAAUUAUUACAAAGUCAAUGCCUAACGCUUCACUCCAACUGAGGUAAUCAAGCAAUCGCGUUGGACCUUUCCGAAUUGGCUUGGCCGUGGGACGGGGGAGAGGUUUGUUGAAGGGCGCCUUGAUAGCGACGACAUGCUCGUGCCCACGAUACCGAACAUCUACUAUUGCAAUUGACGAUUUCCGCUGACGAAUGGUAGAGAGGGUUCUGCGAUGAUCUGGCUUACUUAAACGGUUCUUGUUGGGCUCUGCACUGGACGCCCCUUGGCGAUGUCAAAUGCGUUUCAAGUUGAUUUUGUAACCAGAAGAAACCCCCAGGGGCGCUGGUUAAUGAACCUCGAAACUUGUCAUCAGGUUUCAAUAGCACCAGUUAAUCAUGGUCCAAGCAAGUAGGCCAAAAUAUGACCACCGGGCCGGUUUGAGAAGUCACGGAGAUUCAAAAAACAAACAUGGAAACUCGCACCAUAUGCGCUUAGGGCGCGAUGUUCGGUACUGUAAUCUUUAACUCGUCUCA